UUGUUUAUCCAGCGUGGGAAGCAUGAAACGACGUGGACAGUGUUGAGGAACUUUGGCUACGACAAUGCGCUCAAUCUUUGCACGGAGUAUUUGUAUCCAAGGCUGAACGUUCCUCAAGGCUGUUCCGCCGAAUUGAACUCGAAUGGUAUUAUGUUUCUUACUGCUCUGUUUCAGAAAUAUGAUGAGGACAAGGAUGGAUGCCUCAGCCCGGUUGAGGUGCAUAACUUAUUCAGCGUUUGUCCGUUGCUCACCUGGCCUGCGGAGACCUAUCGAAUGGUCGAAACCAACGAGAAGGGUUGGAUAACGUAUCAGGGAUUCUUAUCAUGCUGGAUGCUGACCACUUUGCUCGACUACAACCAGAUGUUCGAGUACCUUGCUUAUUUUGGCUACAAUGACGCCGUUCAUAACCAGACGUCAGCGGUGACGGUGACGCGUGACAAGCGAACGGACUGGCAGAAAAAAUUCACCGAACGAAACGUGUUUCGAUGUCAGGUUAUAGGCUCCAAAGAUGCCGGCAAGACAUCUCUUCUGCAGGGUUUCAUCGGUAACGAUGUACAGCGAAUGACCGCCGUUGAGAAAGCUGCACUGCCUCGCUUUACCGCGAAUUCCCUCAACGUCUGCGGACAAGAAAAAUAUCUUGUGAUGCACGAAAUCGAUGUCUUGGCACCCGAAGAAACUCUCUGCACGUAUGAGCUUCAGUGCGACGUAGUUUGCUUGGUUUAUGACGUUUCAAACCCGCAUUCCUUCGAGUACUUCGCAACAAUCUACAAGGCACGCUCGGGUUUUAAUUUUUCUGUUUCGCUUGCCAAAAACUAUUUCCACCGCACUCGCAUCCCUUGUCUCGUGGUUGGAACGAAGUGUGACUGUCGUGAAGUUCUACAGCAGUUUGAGUGUCAGCCAUACGAGUUUUGCAAGAAAAACCAUCUGCCUCCUCCUGUAAAGUACAGCGCAACGAUGACUCGCUCAUCGAACGUGUUCGUCAAAAUAGCGACCCUGGCCAACUACCCCCAUAUAAAGCAUAUUUAUUACCUCCACGACAGUUCAACUUGGUUGAAGUUCAGCGUAGCCGCAGCUGCCGCCGCAUUUGCCGGCUUUAUUAUAUUACGGCAUAUUUAA
Molecule: messenger RNA, 1116 nt
Organism: Soboliphyme baturini
Lineage: Eukaryota; Metazoa; Nematoda; Enoplea; Dioctophymatida; Soboliphymatidae
Source: the annotation of a GenBank genome assembly